Emiliania huxleyi CCMP1516 is the source of this 1631-nucleotide messenger RNA. Its product is annotated as long-chain specific acyl-CoA dehydrogenase. The transcript has 11 exons. Gene Ontology annotation, molecular function: flavin adenine dinucleotide binding. Lineage: Eukaryota; Haptophyta; Isochrysidales; Noelaerhabdaceae. Bases 31 to 1344 code for a protein of 437 amino acids. Gene Ontology annotation, biological process: butyrate catabolic process; fatty acid beta-oxidation using acyl-CoA dehydrogenase. The record is from RefSeq and is a predicted model, not a curated record.
UCGCGGCCAACUUCUCGUUCCCUUGCCUUGAUGAAGCUCGCCCAGCUCCCCAGACGAACAGCCUCGCGCCUUCCCCGGGCAGCAGCGAGCCUUGCGAGGCGCGCGCUCUCGACGCAGCCAGCCAGCGACGAUGUGGAGGAGUCGGUCCACGACAUGCUGCGGCAGACGUGCCGUGACUUUGUCGAGGCGCAGGUCAAGCCGGUCGCGGGAGAGCUGGACCAGACACACAGGUAUCCGGCGGAGCUCGUCGCUCAGAUGGCCGAUCUCGGUCUGAUGGGUGUGAUGGUGCCCGAGGAGCAGGGUGGGACGGGGAUGGACUGCCUCGCCUACGCCAUCGCGAUGGAGGAGAUCUCGGCCGGCUGCGCUUCCUGCGGAGUCAUCAUGUCGGUCAACAACUCGCUCUACUGCGACCCCGUGAUGCGGUACGGCACCGCGGACCAACAGGAGAAGUGGCUCAAGCCGUACGCGUCUGGACAGAAGCUCGGCUGCUUUGGGCUCUCCGAGCCAGGCAAUGGCUCCGACGCCGCCGCCGCCUCCACCACCGCCACGCUGGACGGCGACGAGUGGGUGUUAGAGGGCACAAAGGCGUGGAUCACCAACGCACACGACGCGGACGCGGCCAUCGUGAUCGCGACGACGGACAAGUCGCUCAAGCACAAGGGGCUCUCCGCCUUCCUCGUCGAGGCGGGCACGCCCGGCUUCUCCCUCGGCAAGAAGGAGGACAAGCUCGGCAUCCGCGCCUCGAGCACGGGCAACCUCAUCUUCGAGGGCUGCCGCAUCCCAAAGGACUCGAUGCUCGGCCCGCCCGGCGCCGGAUUCAAGGUCGCCAUGUCGACGCUCGACGGCGGGCGGAUCGGCAUCGCGGCGCAGGCGCUCGGCAUCGCGCGCGCGGCGCUCGAGACGGCGACGCAUUACGCGCAGACGCGCAAGACGUUCGACGCGCCCAUCGCCAAGCACCAGGCGGUCCAGUUCCUGCUCGCCGACAUGGCCGUCCGGCGCGAGGUGGCUGCCCAUCUCGGCUCCUCUCGGCCCCUCUCGGCUCAUCCCGGAGCUUUGCUGUGCAGGUAUGAGGCGGCGAUGCUGCUCACGCACCGCGCGGCGAACCUCAAGGACGCUAAGGCGCCGUACACCAAGGAGGCGGCCAUGGCCAAGCUGGCCGCCUCCGAGGCGGCGACUGCGAACGCGCACGCGUGCAUCCAGGUGCUUGGUGGCAUGGGGUACGUGACCGAGAUGCCGGCCGAGCGCUACUACCGCGACGCGCGAAUCACCGAGAUCUACGAGGGCACCUCAGAGAUCCAGCGCCUCGUCAUCGCGGGCCAGCUCCUCAAGGAGAUGCCUGCCUGACGCCUGACGCCUGACGCAAAGGCCUCGUGCCUCACCCUUGACGACUGAGCCCGCCGCAGCGGCCUCUGCGCGAGAGCCGAGGCGCGUAUCGGCUCACGCCUCGGCGCCUUGCGGAGCAUCGCUUCGUCUCUUAUCGUGGUGUACUAGCUGUCUCCCAGCGCGCGGUCGUGGACACUCUCGCGCGUGUGCGCGAACGUAGGCUCGGCGCUCCAUCAGAGUCCAGUGUGCGUGUGCGCGCGCUUUUUCGGUUGAUUGUAACUUUUUCGCUUACAACAUUCGGAGUUUGC